Annulohypoxylon truncatum is the source of this 1307-nucleotide messenger RNA. RefSeq lists its product as uncharacterized. The coding region runs from base 126 to 785 and encodes 219 amino acids. Lineage: Eukaryota; Fungi; Ascomycota; Sordariomycetes; Xylariales; Hypoxylaceae. The transcript has 3 exons. The record is from RefSeq and is a predicted model, not a curated record.
UAUUGAAACGAAACUUUUCACAGCAUAAGCAGUACUUCCAAUGGUGGCAUAUUGAGUUUGCACUGAUCCCACAGAACGGGAGGGCUAAAAGUCUGCAGAUAUAAGAUGGGUGCCCUAAGCACGCGAUGUCUGUUCGUUUUUCGAGUCUAGCGGGGAGAAACACAUUUUAUAUUUCCCACUUGGAAUUCCAGACAGUCUUUCUCGCUUUUGUCAUCAUGGCUACACAAGAAGACAAGCCCGCCGAAGGCACCCAAGCCUCCGACUCGAAAGUCGCUGACGGCCCCGAAGGAGAUGAGGAAUGGGAUAGCAUCGAGCUUCCAGAUCCAGACACUGAAUGGGAGCAGGUCUACAAGUGCGCAGCUGAUCCUCAUGCCAUCGACUACUACCAGGACGAAGGCCUCGUCGAGAAGCCGAUCGAGGACGGUUGGACUAGCGUAACCCAGAUCCCAGAGGAACUCCGGAGGGAGAAGAAGGGGGAGAAAGUCUUGUCUACGCUGAACCUUGCCGGCAAUCUUGCUGGCCUCAGGGCUAAGACUAGGAGGCGUCUCGCUAGGCAGAGAAAUGUGAAGGAGGGUUCGCACCAGACGACGACGGCGGCGGCGGCGGCGGCGGCUCCUCAGUGCUCGACUAAAGACAGCGCUACAGCGGCUGGUGCCGGUGAUGUCGUCGACGAGCCUGCUCCGGUUACAACUACGACUACAACUACGAUUACGACUGCUGCUGCCGCUGUCGCUGCCGGUACCGAAUCGCUAGUCAAUGGAUGGAUACGUGCCGCAUUUUCCUAGUGACCGCCUCCCUCUAGCUUUCCGGAUGACACGCGAUAGGACGUUAAGUGAUAUGGCCUAUGGGAAUUCCGGAUUUUUCAAGAGUCGGAGGUUUCAAGAGACUAUCUGAAUACACAUAAAUCUCUCCCAAUAUCUAUAUGUUUCCUUACCCGGGACAAUAAGGCUUGCUCAUAAGUCCCCCUGAAAGCCACCUUGAUAAAUCAGAACGCGUAGGGGAGGAGACAUCUACACUCACUUUAGCUCUCUGGGGAUAAGAUUAUGAUAAACUUAGCAAUAGUAAAAGCUAACUUUGAUCUAUCAAAAUCGUAUUUCUGCAAUUGUUUAAGAAUUUGGACCUUUUGAGUUUAUAUUUCUAGUUUAGUUGAUCAACAGCUUUGCCUUCCAUUUCGGACUGGCUACAUAUUAGUUAACGACAAUGAAGCUAUUGGAGCCUACUUAUGUAUGUACCCGUCUUCCCGCUUUGCUCUGGUGGUAUGAGAUGGUUACUUCAUUCAGAUAUUAAAGAACACUAGUCACAUCCAU